Aspergillus affinis is the source of this 1110-nucleotide messenger RNA. RefSeq names its product alpha/beta hydrolase family protein. The transcript has a single exon. The coding region runs from base 1 to 1110 and encodes 369 amino acids. The record is from RefSeq and is a predicted model, not a curated record. NCBI's taxonomy places the organism in Eukaryota, Fungi, Ascomycota, Eurotiomycetes, Eurotiales, Aspergillaceae.
AUGCACCGCUUCUUCAGCUACGCCCCCCAUCGCCAUUACUUCGAGUACAAAUGGUACAACCUGGAGCUGCUGCGGCUGCUGGGCUCCGCCCCCUACGGCGGUUGUGACGCGGCCGAGUUUCUCGAGACGAUGGGCCAGCUUCAACCAAACGAUGCCGUGUCGUGGCAACACCAGUUCCUGGCGCUGGCAGAGCGCACGCAGGCGCUGGCCGAAGACAUGCAGAAGCACGGGCACCUGGCGGCAGCCAGGAACAGCUACCUGCGGGCGAACAACUACUUCCGCUGCGCGCAGUACAUGUACCCCAACAUGCCUGUAAGCGAGCAACCCUACCUGCUGUCCCUGUACAAGCACAGAAUCGCCAAUUUCGAGCAGGCCACCAAGCUGAUGAACCACGGGGUGCGCCGCGUGCACAUCCCCUUCGCACCGCCCGAGCUGGACGAGAAACCUGUCCAGAUGCCUGGCUGGCUGCAUCUGCCGGCGGAAUCACAGCGUCUGCGCGGACGCAAGACGACCCUUCUGAUUUGUGUCGGAGGCGCCGACUCGACCCAGGAGGAGCUGUACUUUCUGCACGGUGCCGAGUCGCCAGCAAUCGGGUACGCCUUUUUGACAUUCGACGGACUGGGCCAAGGGCUGGUGCUGCGACGGGACGGAAUGCGACUGCGACCCGACUGGGAGAUCGUGACCAGUGCCGUACUGGACUUCCUGGAGACAUACGUCCAGGCCAAUCCCGACACCAACCUCGACUUGAACCACAUUGCCACUACCGGUCAAUCUCUCGGCGGGUAUCUCGCCCUGCGCGGUGCCGCAGACGCACGCAUCAAAGCCUGCAUCGCAGUUGAUCCCGUCUACGACCUGUGGGACUUCGCCAUGUCCAAGAUGCCGAAGUGGUUCAUGUGGCCCUGGGAAGCAAACCACAUGGGCGACGGGUUCGUGGACUUCGCCGUCCGAAAGCACGGCAACCUGGACGUGGCCACGAAGUACACGUUUGCCCAAGCACAGGACAUGAUCGGCAGUACGAACCCCGGCCAGCUGCUUCGCAACUUCAAGCCGUACACAUUCCGCCUGCACCGGACGCGCACGGCCCGCAAGUCCGCGGGGAGCGUGAACUAA